ACAGGCACUCCGCACAGUGUAUUGAUAUGCAGCCUCAGAUCACACAGUGCCUAGAGAAAUAACAAAAUAAAUAAAUAGAUAAAUAAAUAAUCCAGCAGGUCGAUUCCUCCGCUGCUCUUUGAAUGUGGGUGGCUGCUGUACUUCAUCGGCCGGCUGGCCCAGUCCCGGUGAUCCCUGCUUCCAGCCCGAACCCGAAACUUUACUGCAAGCAACAAGCGCUUCGUUUCGGUGACCCUUUUCGGCCGAAACGAUUGGAAGUUUCGGCAUCAAAGAAGCAGCUUUCGACGCAGAAGCCAGAGGGUGAGAACGGAGCAGAAGUAACGGGUGGUGAAGAAUUUGAUUUGGGAUGGUUGCCUGCUUUACCCCAUGGGUUGUUGGCUUCCAUGUCCAAUUUCCUCUUUGGUUAUCAUAUAGGCGUAAUGAAUGGUCCCAUUGUAUCAAUUGCACGGGAGCUUGGUUUCGAAGGAAACUCACUACUUGAGGGACUUGUGGUGAGCAUAUUUGUUAUUGGUGCAUUUAUUGGAAGCAUAAGCUCAGGUUCCUUGUGCGACAAACUUGGUUGUCGACGAACUUUUCAGAUUGACACAAUACCAUUGGUUCUUGGGGCUAUUAUAAGUGCACAAGCUCAUUCAGUCAAUGAAAUGCUUUGGGGAAGAUUUCUUGUUGGCCUUGGUAUUGGUGUGAACACAGUUCUUGUUCCAAUUUAUAUUUCAGAGGUUGCUCCAACAAAAUAUAGGGGUUCACUGGGAGCCUUGUCUCAAAUUGGCACGUGCCUUGGGAUUAUUGCAUCCCUAUUUUUAGGAAUCCCCUCUGAAGACGAUCCGCAUUGGUGGAGGACUAUUCUCUAUAUUGCAAGUGUCCCUGCUUUUAUUGUUGCCUUUGGUAUGCAGUUCGCUGUAGAGAGCCCCCGAUGGCUAUAUAAAGUAGGGAGACUGAAUGAUGCUAGAACAACCAUUCAGAACCUUUGGGGAUCAUCUGAAGUUGACAAAGUGGUUGAAGAAUUUCAGUCAGUCAUUAGAAAAAAUGGUAGUGACUUGGACAGCAAAUGGUUGGAACUCCUUGAAGAGCCACACUUGAGAGUUGCAUUCAUUGGGGGUGCACUUUUUGUACUUCAACAGUUUGCGGGCAUUAAUGGGGUUCUUUAUUUUUCAUCCUUGACUUUCAAAGAUGAGGGAAUCACAAGUGGUCCUUUUGCAAGCUUCUUAGGAGGAAUUACCAACUUUGCAGGAUCAAUUAGUGCUUUAUACUUAGUUGAUAAGCAAGGGAGACAAAGGCUUUUAAUUGGGAGCUACUUGGGAAUGGCUGUCUCAAUGUUUCUCGUUGUCUAUGGCAUCAGUUCUGCUGUUGAUGAGCAACUUGGUCACAAUUUAUCGAUACUGGGAACUGUCAUGUACAUAUUCACCUUUGCUCUCGGAGCUGGUCCUGUAACUGGUCUUAUCAUAUCAGAGCUUAGCAGCAACAGAACACGUGGAAAGAUUAUGGGCUUCAGUUUAUCUGUUCACUGGGUUUGUAACUUUGUUGUGGGUCUGUUCUUCCUUGAACUGGUGGAGAAAUUUGGAGUUGCUUCGGUUUAUGCAAGCUUCGGCGGAAUUUCCAUCUUAUCCGCAAUAUUUGCUUAUUAUUUCUUAGUUGAAACUAAAGGCCGCUCCCUCGAGGAAAUAGAGAUCUCACUAGAUCCCAAAUUUGCCUCCAAGGAUGAUUGAUGGUAUUCCACUCCCAAGUUUGAGUUGAUAAAAGAGGUUCUUCUUCAGCUGCGUGGCGAAGAUAGUUUUGCUUAAUUGGUCACUAUUUCUAGCAUCAAGUUCUUUGAAUGGGAGAUUCUUUUUGCUUAAUUGGUCACUAUUUCUAGCAUCAAGUUCUUUGAAGGGGAGAUUUGUAAUGCUGCUAUAUCAAAAGCAGCAAAUUGUUUCAGAUUUUUGCAUUAGCACCACAAUACCAAGUGACUUGAGAUA
Messenger RNA from Malania oleifera, 1952 nucleotides. RefSeq names its product probable plastidic glucose transporter 1. The transcript is spliced from 12 exons. Gene Ontology annotation, cellular component: membrane. NCBI's taxonomy places the organism in Eukaryota, Viridiplantae, Streptophyta, Magnoliopsida, Santalales, Ximeniaceae. The coding region runs from base 123 to 1703 and encodes 526 amino acids. The record is from RefSeq and is a predicted model, not a curated record. Gene Ontology annotation, molecular function: hexose transmembrane transporter activity. Gene Ontology annotation, biological process: monosaccharide transmembrane transport.